GUCACACACACCGAGACUCCGACGCCGAACCUCAGUCACCUCCAUGUGAGCCACGGGUCAGCAGCUCCUACCUGGAGAGGAGGCGGCACAACAGGAAUCAGCUGUGGAACAGAGCAGGAGGACCUCCAGCCUCAGAGGAGCAGGAGGAGCAAACGGAGGAGGACCUCCAGCCUCAGAGGAGCAGGAGGAGCAAACGGAGGAGGAGCGGCUCUCUGAAAGCUGAAGAUGACACCUGCAGGGACUUUGCCAGCGUGACGUCACAGAGGGAAGCCCUGCUGUCACCCAGCAGACCUGCUGUGAGAGCGGACCCCCUUCCUCGGCGCUGGACCCCCUCCCUCAGCAGGGACCCGUCCCGGUCAGCAGCAUGCCAUCAGCUCGCAGAAGAGGCCUUUUGGGAGUCUGACAAACCAUGAGCAGAUGGACGGCGUUCGUAACUCAUCUCUUUCCUGACCCCGCCCUUCGCACCGCUGCUGCCCCCCGUGGGUCUCUUGCCCCCCUGCCCCUGGUCUGCCUCACAAUGCUCCUGGCCGCGGGGGCCUGCCCCUCCCGCGUGGAGCGGGAACCCCUCCAGCUGCUGGCCGGUCACAGGAACCGCUCCUGGACGUUGGAGAGACACGCCCGCAGCUAUAACCACCUGGAGGGCGACGUUAGACUGCGGCGCCUUUACUCCGCCAACAGGUUUUUCCUCUGCAUCGACAAGACGGGAAAAGUGGACGGGACCCGCCGUAAAAACUACGCCGACAGCCUGAUGGAGAUCCGAUCUGUCAGCGUGGGAGUGGUGGCCAUCAAAUCUGUCAGCACAGGGCUGUACUUAGCCAUGUCCAAGAAAGGGACGCUCUUCGGAUCGGUGAAGUACAGCGCCAGCUGCAAAUUCAAGGAGCGCAUCGAGGAAAACGGCUACAACACCUACGCCUCCCUGCGCUGGAAGCACGGCGGCAGACAGAUGUUCGUCUCCCUGAACGGGCGAGGAAAACCGCGGCGAGGUCACAAAGCCCGGCGGAGACAUCCCUCCACUCACUUCCUGCCCAUGCUGGCCUCCUAGACCAGAGAGUCCGGACCGCACCCCAGAGACGAUUCCUGCUUUCAUCCCCGUCAUCCUCCUGUCACAGUCAGUUAGCCGAGGAGCAUGAGUAGUGGUAGUGGUAUAUAUUCACAUGUAAGUUAUUUCCUACAGUCCGAUACAGUUCACAGUCUGCAGCCGCUCAUCGAGUCGUGAAACGAGUUUAACUGAGAAGGGAAACAACGAAAAGGUUCUCAGUGAUUUUUUCUUAAAUAUCAUUGAAGUAUUUAAGCAAAUAAAAUACUGAGAAAUCUGCAAACUCUGUAAAACUGCAGUGAAUUUCUGAGGACUUUUUGCUUCACAAUCUGAAAACACAAAUCUAUGACAUGCUGGACAGAAUAAAGCAGAGCUGAAAAACUGUUU
Molecule: messenger RNA, 1423 nt
Organism: Oryzias melastigma (Indian medaka)
Lineage: Eukaryota; Metazoa; Chordata; Actinopteri; Beloniformes; Adrianichthyidae
Gene: fgf22
Product: fibroblast growth factor 22
Exons: 4
Coding region: 410-1042 (210 amino acids)
Biological process (GO): animal organ morphogenesis; positive regulation of cell population proliferation; fibroblast growth factor receptor signaling pathway
Cellular component (GO): cytoplasm
Molecular function (GO): growth factor activity; fibroblast growth factor receptor binding
Source: RefSeq, a predicted model, not a curated record